Sinocyclocheilus rhinocerous is the source of this 492-nucleotide messenger RNA. RefSeq names its product transcription factor Adf-1-like. The transcript has 3 exons. Lineage: Eukaryota; Metazoa; Chordata; Actinopteri; Cypriniformes; Cyprinidae. Gene Ontology annotation, biological process: regulation of transcription by RNA polymerase II. The record is from RefSeq and is a predicted model, not a curated record. The annotation marks the transcript as partial. Gene Ontology annotation, cellular component: transcription regulator complex; nucleus.
UCCUCCACACUUGGUGGCGCUGAAGCGCUAAAUCCCGACCCGCACUAGAUCGUUAGAAGAAGAAUGGUAGUCAAGAUGGACGCGGAGCUGUUGCUGUUUUUGGUGUCUGAGAACAAGGAAUUAUUUGAUAAAAACCACAGUGAGUACAAAAACACGAAGCGGAAAGAAGUUCUCUGGCAAGGAAUAGCAGACAAAAUGGGAGUCGAUGUGGAAGAGGUGAAAGCUAAAUGGAAAAAUCUAAGAGACACAUACACCAGGAAAAAGCGGCUGGAGCAGGAUGGGAGUCGGGGUGGAAGGGCAGCUAAGAAAAAGAAGCAAUGGAAAUAUAUGCGAGUGAUGGACUUUCUCGAUCCCUCCACAGAACACAGAAGUGUUCUAUUGGACAGCCUUCCCAGCAAAAUCGAGGAUGAUGAGCCAGAUGAAGACAGCGGGGCCGAACCAGCCAGCACCAGUACAGGAACAUCAGUGACAAGUCCAGGAGCGAUCAAUGUC